This is a messenger RNA of Fusarium proliferatum ET1, 1800 nucleotides long. RefSeq lists its product as uncharacterized. Gene Ontology annotation, molecular function: serine-type endopeptidase activity; tripeptidyl-peptidase activity. The coding region runs from base 1 to 1800 and encodes 599 amino acids. The record is from RefSeq and is a predicted model, not a curated record. Lineage: Eukaryota; Fungi; Ascomycota; Sordariomycetes; Hypocreales; Nectriaceae. The transcript is spliced from 3 exons. Gene Ontology annotation, biological process: proteolysis.
AUGUAUAUCUCCUCCCAAAACCUGGUCCUCGCCUUAUCGGCGCUCCCUUCAGCAUUUGGCAAAUCCUUCUCUCACCAUGCCGAAGCUCCUCAGGGCUGGCAGGUUCAGAAAACCGCCAAAGUCGCUUCCAAUACGCAGCACGUCUUCAGUCUUGCACUAACCAUGCAAAACGUGGACCAGCUCGAAUCGAAGCUUCUUGACCUCUCCAGCCCCGACAGCGCCAACUACGGCAACUGGCUGUCCCACGAUGAGCUCACCAGCACUUUCUCUCCUUCCAAGGAGGCUGUUGCUAGUGUAACCAAGUGGCUCAAGUCAAAGGGCAUCAAGCACUACAAGGUCAACGGUGCUUUCAUUGACUUUGCUGCUGAUGUUGAGAAGGCCAACACGCUUCUUGGAGGUGAUUACCAGUACUACACCAAGGAUGGUCAGACUAAGCUGAGAACGCUGUCUUACUCCAUUCCUGAUGAUGUAGCCGAUCACGUUCAGUUCGUUGAUCCUAGCACAAACUUUGGUGGCACCGUUGCCUUCAACCCCGUGCCUCACCCAUCGCGCACUCUCCAAGAGCGCAAGGUCUCCCCCUCCAAGAGCACUGUUGAUGCGUCUUGCCAAACAAGCAUCACCCCUUCUUGUCUCAAGCAGAUGUACAACAUUGGCGACUACACUCCCGAUGCCAAGUCUGGAAGCGAGAUCGGUUUCAGCAGCUUUCUCGGCCAGGCUGCUAUUUACUCCGAUGUCUUCAAGUUUGAGGAGCUGUUUGGCAUUCCUAAGCAGAACUACACCACUAUUUUGAUCAACAAUGGCACUGAUGAUCAGAACACUGCGCAUAAAAACUACGGAGAAGCUAACCUCGAUGCCGAGAACAUUGUUGGAAUUGCUCAUCCUCUUCCUUUCAAGCAGUACAUUACUGGAGGUUCACCACCCUUCGUUCCCAACAUCGAUCAGCCUACCGAGAAGGAUAACCAGAACGAGCCCUAUGUGCCUUUCUUCCGUUACCUCUUGGGCCAGAAGGAUCUCCCUGCUGUCAUCUCCACUUCUUACGGUGAUGAAGAAGACAGCGUCCCUCGUGAGUAUGCUACACUCACCUGCAACAUGAUCGGCCUUCUCGGCCUACGAGGUAUCAGCGUCAUCUUCUCCUCUGGUGACAUCGGUGUCGGUUCCGGUUGCCUUGCUCCUGACUACAAGACCGUCGAGUUCAACGCCAUUUUCCCCGCCACAUGCCCCUACCUCACCUCCGUUGGCGGCACCGUCGAUGUCACCCCCGAGAUCGCCUGGGAGGGAUCUUCCGGUGGUUUCAGCAAGUACUUCCCCCGACCCAGCUACCAGGACAAGGCGAUCAAGAAGUACUUGAAGACUGUCUCCAAGGAGACCAAGAAGUACUACGGUCCUUACACCAACUGGGAGGGCCGAGGUUUCCCUGAUGUCGCUGGACACAGUGUUGCUCCUGACUACGAGGUUAUCUACAAUGGUAAACAGGCUCGAAGUGGAGGCACCAGUGCUGCUGCUCCCGUCUGGGCUGCUAUCGUUGGUCUGUUGAACGAUGCUCGCUUCAAGGCUGGUAAGAAGAGCUUGGGCUGGUUGAACCCUCUUAUCUACAAGCAUGGACCCAAGGUUUUGACUGACAUCACUGGUGGCUAUGCUAUUGGAUGUGAUGGCAACAACACCCAGUCUGGACAACCUGAGCCCGCUGGAUCUGGUCUUGUUCCUGGUGCUCGUUGGAACGCUACAGCUGGAUGGGAUCCUACUACUGGUUACGGAACUCCCAACUUCCAGAAGUUGAAGGACUUGGUCCUCAGCUUCUAA